UUUUAAAUAAUAAAAAAUCGUUAUAAAAAAAAUUUUUGCAAAUUAUGGAGUCCGUCACCGGAAAUUCAUUGUGUACAACAACAACGGCGGCGACUAGUACAUCAACCCCAACAACAGUAACCGCAACAACAUCAACAAUUUCCGCAGCACCCACAAGUGCUGUAAACAGUAGCAGCAAUGCUAAUACCGGCAACACGACUUCAGUUGUAAUGUGCAGUUCCAAUCUGUCAAGUAGCGUUGCAAAUUUACCCGCGAAUCCACAAAUUUUACAAGUUAUUGAUAUCAAGCAAGAUGAUUCCAAUAAUAUGUCACUGGCAAGCGCCACUUCAGAUGGACAACGUUCACUCUCAGGUGCACCAUCUGCUUCAUCUAGUCCAAUUUUAAGUCCACCUGGCAAAAUAUUUGGACGUAAUGCAAAUGGAACAAUGAUUGCCACUUCAAGACCCAGCAAUGAAGCAGAAGUUCAAUUGUAUCUUGUACUACAGCGAGCCAGUCUCUUGGCCUAUUAUGACACCUUACUAGAAAUGGGAGGUGAUGAUGUACAACAAUUAUAUGAAGCAGGCGAAGAGGAGUUUCUUGAGAUUAUGGCUUUAGUUGGUAUGGCAUCGAAACCGUUACAUGUACGCAGAUUACAGAAAGUCUUGCAUGAAUGGGCCAAUAAUCCAACACAAUUUCAAUCAGCUAUAUUAAGUGGUUCAUCAAGUUUAUGCGAGACACCCACAAAGCCCAUAAAUGCAUAUAAUCCUGCCGAACCUUCAACCUCUUCAUUAACACGCUGUAAGUUUCUCAACUACAAUCCUACACCACCUUUUAAUCCAACACCACUCAUAAAUACAGCACAAACAAGUUCCACAAAUUUGCUCACGCAAAUGUGUACACCCGCAAUCACAGUACCAGUCAUACAACCACAUACACCAUUAUCCCUGCCUACAACUCCCACCACACAUCAAACUACUGGUAGUACCGCACAUCAGGUUACUUCCAGUUCGCCACAAUUAACACCCGUGUUAACAGAUGUACAAGUAACACAUAUCACACUUGGUGCAGAAAAUAUAGCACGUAAGUUACCGAAACGUGAACCACGUGCGCAGACUUCUAAAAAGCGUACAAGUCGCGAAUUGGAACAAGUCAUUGCUAUGCAAGAAAGUGAUCCAAGACGAAUGGAGGAGAUUCGUAAGUACUCAGCGAUUUAUGGUCGUUUCGAUUGUAAGCGACGCCCUGAGAAACCCUUAACAUUUCACGAAGUUUGCGUUAAUGAGGCUGCCGCACAAUUAUGCCGUCUUGUGCCUGCACUUCUUACACGUCGUGAUGAACUAUUCCCCUUGGCGCGUCAAAUAGUUAAAGAUGCCGGUCUAGGACAUUCUGCAAACAUCUCAAGAUACGGUGGUCUUUUACCACAAAUGCAGGCACAAGCAGCAAACAUACAGAGAUCAACGGUAGUGGUUGAUUGUGAAUCAAGUGACUCUACAGUGCCAAUAAAAAGACAGCGAGUGUCGUCCACUGAAACUAAGUCCUCUGCUGACUUAAGUCGGGAAACAACGGAAGACUCGCGUUACAAUCUAUUUGCCAUGUAUCAAAAAUUUGCCAAACCUCCAUUCGAUCUAACGGAUAUAGCUAAAUUUUCUUUGAGUAGAACAGAUUAUGACGACAAUGAUUCGCGUUUCUCGUUUAGUAACUCGAGUUCACCAUCUCUGCCAAACAAUGGCAUGGAAAUUGAUCGUGAACAAAAUGAGCAAACGAAAUUUUGUAUGGACGAAGCACAUAGCACAGCUUCACAAACCAGUACCUCCACAGAUGUAAACCGUCAGAGCACACCGUCGAAACUAUCCAGUAAUCAGACCAAAUUUGCUAACCGAAAUACGGCAACAGAAUGUACAACCAUGAAUACUUCACCGUUAGGUGGUGUGCAGGUCAUUUCGUCCGCUGGCGGGCACAUUAUUGCAGUAGCAAAUCCUGCUUUAGCACUGAGUCCAACACUUAAUGAAGCAUUAAGCUUAAAACGUGAAUCAGAUUCACCUGAUUUAUAAUUCUGGAUUAUGAUUGAAGGUUCAUUUAAAGAUAAUGAUUAAAAUAUUUAAAUCGACUGAAAUAAGCUACACGCAUUUUCAAAAAGAAAAUAAAUUAAAAACAAUCAGGAUAACAAUUAUACUUGGUCUGAAGGCCCUAGUACCCAUUACCUUAAAUUAGGAUAUCGUUUCAAAAAAACAAAUCC
This is a messenger RNA of Teleopsis dalmanni, 2212 nucleotides long. RefSeq names its product NGFI-A-binding protein homolog (gene nab). The coding region runs from base 45 to 2027 and encodes 660 amino acids. The transcript has 6 exons. The record is from RefSeq and is a predicted model, not a curated record. Gene Ontology annotation, molecular function: transcription coregulator activity; transcription factor binding. Gene Ontology annotation, cellular component: nucleus. Gene Ontology annotation, biological process: negative regulation of DNA-templated transcription. NCBI's taxonomy places the organism in Eukaryota, Metazoa, Arthropoda, Insecta, Diptera, Diopsidae.